UGUCGGCGAUUGUCGCCGCGGUAUGCGCGCGCGCCUUGGCGCAGCUCUCGCGGAUUUUACGGGAAAAAUUAAACGUAUCUCAUUCAUAGCAGUGCAGUCCGGUGGCCCUAUCGUUUUGUCAGACGAGUUUAACGUAACAUUAAAUCGAACGGUGUUGAACGCGCAACAAAUUUCCGCUACUCGAAUAUCGCGAUAUUCCUUCGGUUUUCGUCGAUCUUCGUCAAGUCAUCUGUCAAUGAUUUCAAGACCCUGAUUUAGUGCGUGAUCAAAUCACACAGGCAUUUCGAAGGCGCGUUUGAACGAACGUCAAAUCACUUGCCGGUCGCUCUCCCGCGAAGGAGGGACGUGGUGGAGGUAUCCGUGUAUUCCACUCUCGAGUGCAGCUCGCGAUGCGACGGCUAUCAGUCGGCCGUGAGCCGUGAAGUGAGCGCGGGUUGUGUAGUAGUUGUACACGAUCGAUUCCGGAGUCUUUCGACGUCGCUCUCGCGGCUGAAGCAGACGUUUUUGCGAGUGAUACAAACAACGAGAAGUGAUCGAUCGGGGGAAAAGACGCACGUAUAAUCUCGAAUGGGAAAAUACAGAUGUUCCAAGUGUAAUUUCAGAGCGUACGACGAUUGAGAAAUAGAACGGGACGAACGGUGUCGGUGCACCCACGUGACGAACGGAGUGCCGCGCAAAGGUGUUCUUUGAUACGAGAUUCUCGAGCGAGAUUCUGCGUCAGUGACAGGAGCUCGCCGCCCAGGAGCAAGAAAAAGACAGCGAGAAGGGAAGCGAGAAAAACGGAGAGAGAGAAAGAGAGAGUGAAACGAUCGAUGUUCACAUGACAGUCAACAACGCGGAGUAAAACUGCCGCUGAAAGGGUGCGCGGACAACGGCCAUAUUCAAGGCGAGCCCUCGUCACCCUGGGUAGGGUCGAAAAAACAGUCUCGCCGCUAUCCACGAAGACGAGUUGACGUGUUGCCGGUGCGAAAUACGCAACGACGACAACGAGGACGACGUGAACGAGGAAACACAUACGAUUCGAGCGGUAGCAACGGCCUCAUAUCGAGAUGGAGUUCAAGUUCAACGUAAAUAAACUCUUGCCUAGGAAGAUCAACAAGGUCACACAUAACCUGGUGCCGGAAGACUUCAAAGGCGAUCGACGCGAAUUGAACGAAUGUCAGAGACUAUUGAGCAGAAUACUGGACGAUAUGGGCGAGGCAUCGGCGAAGGCUCAAGGACUCAACAAGCCCAUCACCAGCGCCCUUAAACUCCGAGACACAGAUCACACGAUUUACUUGCUCGUAGAUAAUGAAGCAAAUAACGGACUGGGCAGCGUGGUAGGAUUACUGAAGACAGGAUCGAAGAAUCUGUUUCUCUUCGACGAGACGGGGGAGCAUUAUCAACUGCAGGCGAGAUGCAUCUUGGACUUCUACGUGCACGAGUCGCGGCAACGUAUGGGCCUGGGCAACACUCUAUAUCAGUACAUGUUAUCCGAGGAGAACAUUAGACCAGUGAAAUUGGCGAUCGAUCGGCCGUCAGAAAAGUUCUUAGCUUUCCUGAACAAAUAUUACGGACUCUCAAAGAUCAUUUCACAGAACAACAAAUUCGUCGUUUUUGAGGGAUUCUUCAAUGACGAAAGUCGGGAUGUGAGAAGCAACAGAUACAGCCUACCUCCUAGAACGAGUCUGGACGACGGAACGUCGAGCAAUAAUAACAAUAACGGGAAAAACGGUGCUAGCCUCAACGGGGUCCCGUACGUAGCGUCUGUUUCGCGUAGCUCGUUUGGUAGAUACGCCGCGGCUAGACCGCCCUGUUCCAUGGCAAAUAUAAUCCAUAACACAGCGAUGCUUGGUCAAUCAGCCGAGCGUACUGGCAAUGACGAUAGUCGCAACGCGUCGCCGCUUCCACCGCCACUGGAACCUCCGCCAAAGCUAGAACGACCGCGCUCCUUGAGUCUCUACUCCGAGGAGGAGCAGAAGCAACGUAGCAUCGAGAUGAACACCGUCCCGACACCCAUUGUGCCGGACAACCAGACGAAACCGUUUGUCCCGAUCCUGCUGGAGGCCGAGAAAACGGAAAAGAACGUGAAGCCGUCGCCGUCGUGCGGUCAGGAGGUGACCACCGGCGUCAAUCAACACGGACACUUGGAUCUUAAGUUUUAUCACUCGCCCUUAUGGUGAAACGAUCUGGCUAAUACGUAAUCGUCUUUUUCUCCAGCUCAAAAUAUUUGUUUCCGAGAACAGAUUGGACCAACUUGAGUUAGCAUUAAUCUUCUCGGUUUUCUUUCUCUAUCUCUAUGUAAGAAAAGAUACGCGUAAUCGCUAACUCAGGAUUAAGACAUUACGGUCCACAGAGGAUUCUAAAUCACCAUUUGCUAUCUAGUUGAGUUAAGCCGGAAUAUCACUCCGUUUUUGCUCUGACAUCUUUCUUGCCGUGAAAAGAAAUGAUCUUACGCUUUGAAAAAGUGUAGAUUAAAAGAAAUUAGCGCAGAAUUUUUUUUUUCAUUUUUUCUAAUAUUUCUGACAUAGUUACAAUUUUUUUUUAGAUAAAUUUUAGCAAUGUAUGUUGUAAGAUGUAGGAAAGAAUAUAAAUUUGAAAAAGAGCUAUUAGAAGGAAGCAUCCAAAAAUCUUAUAACUUCAUGAAUUUAAAGAUUCAGAAAUUACUUUCAUAAAAUCAAUACCUGCUCACCUUUUUUAAGUUAUCUAUAUAUGCAGAUAAAUUUAUAUAUCAACGAUAUGCGUGGCGAAUAAAUUGUGUAUUCAUGUUUGUUUAAGACAUACGUAUCAUCUGUGUAAAUCUCAGCGACAAGAUGAUGAACACUGAUCACAGUUAUAGUUACAUUUGAAACAUUAUCAUUCGUAAAACAUAAAACGAUAUUGCGUAUCGUUUCUGUUAUCCUAUUAUGAAAGGACCUCGUGUAAGAAAAUAUAAAGCACAAAACUUUAUAAUUUUGGCAGCGAGAUAGACAACAGUACUCAAGAAUUUUUUAAAUUAAAACGUAAACUAUAUAAAGCUAGGCAAAGUAUUCAAAGAUUUUAUCAAUAUAAUUUAUUUAUUUAUUUUUAUUUAUUGAUAUAGAAGAAAACUACGCAGUAUUUCUCGCAGCAUUUUGCUUCAUAUUAACGACUGAUCGAUAUUUAUUAAAAUAAUGCGUGCACGUAAUGCAUAAAUAUAUAUAGAACAAACUGCUUAUACGUAUAAUAAACACCUUAGAAACGCAUGGCAAUUAGUUUUGAUGUUAUAUCGAUAUGUAUAUUAGAAUGGGCGCACUAUAAAUGGAAUAGAAAUACGACUAUAUUAGCGAAUAUUAACAUUAUCAAUUGAAGACUGUUAACGUGAAACCGUACCAAAGCAUACAGUAUAUCAUGCGUAGGUGUAAUCAAGAUCUUCAUUAACAUUUCAGAAUGUACAAUCCAAAUAGAGGGACAUUCUACAGAGAUUAUAAGGACUACAGUUAAAGAAAUGGGGCGAUAUAUCAAUGGUCUGUGUUAGGAAAUUUUCCGCUGGACAUUUCCCAGUGAACAAUCGUUAUUAGUAAUGAAUGUUACUUUACAAAUUGUUACCCUAAACGUAAUUAUCGAUCAAUAUCCAAAAAUACAUUAAGCUAUAAUAAAAUUGGAUACUUA
Molecule: messenger RNA, 3609 nt
Organism: Linepithema humile (Argentine ant)
Lineage: Eukaryota; Metazoa; Arthropoda; Insecta; Hymenoptera; Formicidae
Product: alpha-tubulin N-acetyltransferase-like
Biological process (GO): alpha-tubulin acetylation
Cellular component (GO): microtubule
Molecular function (GO): tubulin N-acetyltransferase activity
Source: RefSeq, a predicted model, not a curated record